AUGUCAAUAGGAAGUACUCUAAGGAAAGUCUUUUAUUCUUUAAUAAGAAUAUUUGCAAAAUUAAUUUUUACUAUAUUCUAUCGAGACCAUGGAGCAUUUCAUCGAGAAAAUUUCCCAGAAGAUGAUGGUACACCAAUAUUAUUUAUAGCAGCACCACAUGGAAAUUUUUUAAUGGACGCAAUAACGAUUUUUGUGGCCUGUCCUCGGAGCAUGUAUUUUUUAAGCGCAAAAGCGAAUUUUAAUUAUCCUAUAUUUGGAACAGUCAUAACAAUACUUGGAUGUAUACCGGUAACGAGACCACAGGAUGUGGAAAGAGUCAAUGGAGAUGGAUUAGUUAAAGUUAUAGAAGAAGGGAAAGUAGUCGAAGGAGAAGGACUUGGGAAAGUAUUACAAGUGGGUGAUAAUCUCUACGUUGAAUUCGAAGGCCCUGAUAAUAAUGAAAUGUUGAACGAGGCGUGUGGUACGGUGGAAGAAAUCAUCAAUGAAAAUCAAAUACGUAUAAAAGAUCCUGGAAUGAAAUGGUUGACAAAAGGAAGAAAAAAAGGGAAAUUUAGACGAUUGGUUGAAUAUGGUAGUGUGGUCAUUAGAGUUGAGAGGGGCACUACAUUAAAGACAUUAGAAGGAUUAAAUUUUAUACCAAAAUCAGUUUCGCAAAGUGUAAGCAGAAGUUGGGAUAGGUUUUCUUCAUCACCCGGUAAGCUACCAUUCCUAAUCAAAGAUGAUCAACCUGAUGAAAUUGUCGUAUAUCCUCAAAAUCCGGAAGCAACAGAAAGAACUCCUUUGCUUGUUGCUAAUGUAUAUUCCGCAGUUUAUAAUCAUUUUUCGAAAUCACAAUGUGUUGCAAUAUUUCCCGAAGGAACUUCACAUGAUAAUGAACAUAUGUUGUCGUUAAAAUAUGGUUGUGCUGUAAUGAGUUUAGGUUAUCUGGCUUCAAGAGAACCGGAUUCUUUUGGGAACGAAAAGAAAUUAAAAAUUGUCCCUUGUGGUUUGAAUUUUUUUAAUCGUCAUCGAUUUAGAAGCCGUGUGUUCGUUGAUGUUGGCCCUCCAAUAGAAAUUGAAUCAAGAUUAGUUGAAUUAUAUAGAUCUGGCUCUGAGGGAAAGCGUCAAGCUUGUCAAGAACUUUUGAAAACCAUUCAAACUUCUUUGUCUGAAUUAACUGUUAAUGCGCCAGAUUAUUUUACUCUUUUAUUUUUUAAAACUGCUUCACGGUUAUACCGAGAAAGUUUACCAAAUGAAUUAAGUUUUCCUAAAAAGUUGGCAUUGUUAAGAAAAAUAGCUAAAAAAUAUACAGCGAAUACACCACCAACAGACGAAGCACGCAAAUUAAAAUAUGAUGUGGUUGCAUAUAUACAAAAACUUCGUAAUCAUCGAUUAUCACCACCACACAUGUCCACAACUCCAAUAUCUUUAUUUUUCUAUCUACCAUUAUUUAUAAUUCUCGUUGUAUUAACGAUUCCAGGAUUUGUUUUAUUUUUCCCAAUUGGAAUUAUAGCAAAAUAUGUUGGUAAAAAACAAGGAGAAAAUGCCAUGUUAUACGAUGAUAAUUCAUUAGCGAUAACAAGAUGGCCAGGUAGAGAUGUUAUAGCAACAUGGAAAAUGAUGUCGGGAUUGGUAUUAUUUAUUACUUUUGAUGUAAUAUAUACUGCGAUUAUGGUACAUUUUAUCAAAAUUUAUGACCUUUAUGAAUGCCAAUCCCGUAAAGAUGUCUUCUUAUUAGGCUUAUGUAUAUAUACAUUUUUCUGGACUGCGAUUGCUUAUGCCACUAUCUUAUCUUGGGAAAGAAUGUGUUGGGUUGGCAAAAGAGUUUGGGUCGGUAUUUGGAGUUUAUUUAACCCAAGAGAACGUCAAUCCUUAACUUCUUGGAAGAAAGAAUUAACUCUUAGAGUUUGUAGAUGGGUAGAAAAUGAUGACUAA
Messenger RNA from Funneliformis mosseae, 1914 nucleotides. The record is from the annotation of a GenBank genome assembly. Lineage: Eukaryota; Fungi; Glomeromycota; Glomeromycetes; Glomerales; Glomeraceae.